Molecule: messenger RNA, 468 nt
Organism: Phanerochaete carnosa HHB-10118-sp
Lineage: Eukaryota; Fungi; Basidiomycota; Agaricomycetes; Polyporales; Phanerochaetaceae
Exons: 3
Coding region: 109-462 (117 amino acids)
Source: RefSeq, a predicted model, not a curated record
CUUGGCCCGCGCUCGCGACAUCAAGGCUUCUGCAUCUCAGCCCUUCCGUCUUGUCCUCUGCCUUACCUCCCACCACCACCCAUCUUUCCGAGCCAUCCCUCCGCAGCGAUGGCGGAGCGCACCGCGAGCUCCUGGAUGCCAAGGCAAGGCAGGCAUUCAGUGACCGUCGGCCCUUCGCUUCAACGUACUCUCAAGGCCCGGAAGAACGAACCGCCCCCCAAUGCCAAACACGAACGUCACUAUUACGCCUUCCGCUACCAGUUCAUGCCAGAGUCGGUGGACCUGGCUAAGCCCGGUACUGCACAGGUACGCAAAGGUGAGGAGCACAAGAAUGUGAACCUACAACGCGGCUCCGUCAACAGCGACGAUGAAAUACAUCAAUUCCAUGGCGUCGAGACUGCCUCCAAAGAGUGGGACUGUAUACUGAUCUAUGAUGAAGACUCGAAAGUAAGCAAGUCGUAACUUCUG